Anopheles coustani is the source of this 1925-nucleotide messenger RNA. Its product is annotated as ATPase WRNIP1-like. Gene Ontology annotation, cellular component: nucleus. Gene Ontology annotation, biological process: DNA-templated DNA replication; regulation of DNA repair; DNA repair. Gene Ontology annotation, molecular function: enzyme activator activity; ATP binding; DNA binding. The record is from RefSeq and is a predicted model, not a curated record. NCBI's taxonomy places the organism in Eukaryota, Metazoa, Arthropoda, Insecta, Diptera, Culicidae. Bases 58 to 1815 code for a protein of 585 amino acids. The transcript is spliced from 2 exons.
CUCAGUGUGUGAACUUUGAAUGACUAACCGGUAGUAGCGGCCCAAAUCUCGUAACAAAUGGCGGAAAGCGCUCUAGAUUCGCCACAGCCCUCCACAUCGGCGACAAAAUACCCCUGUCCCGUGUGCAACAAGUGGGUUCCCGACACACAAAUCAACGAACAUAUUGACCAAUGCCUGAAAGACCCCAACUGCGAAGAUCCCGGCGAUUUGCCAAUCGUCAUACCCAGUUCACCACAGGAAGCGUCCUCCAGCAUCACAUCAAGCGAAACAAAGGAACCGAAGCGUACGUUCAGUAUUUUCGAGCGAAACAAAGCCUCUGGAUCGGCUUCGAAACGGGCACGACGGGAGUCACCAGAGAAGAAUGAAGCUAAUCCCACAAUAGAGCAGUUGGAACAGGACAUUAUUAGUAUUGAAACGGAAGGAGAAGAGGAGGAAGAGCAUCCAAAACCUAGCACCAGCAAGCAACAGGCCAAACAAGAUGAUUCCCAAAAUGCUGCUAGCUUACCGGUGGAGUCGAGUGUGCCACUGGCGGAACGGGUACGGCCAACGCGGAUCGAGGAUUACAUUGGUCAGGACCAGGUAAUGGGACGCAACACGAUGCUUCGUCGGCUUUUCGACAACGGUACCAUUCCAAGCAUGAUCCUGUGGGGUCCACCGGGUUGUGGCAAGACGACCCUAGCGCACAUCAUCGCCAACCACUGCAAGCAAAAUGUCGACAGUCUUCGCUUCGUGAAGCUAUCGGCCACGAUGGUAGGCGUCGCCGAGGUGAAAGACGUGAUAAAAGUCGCCAAAAACGAUGCUAAGUUCAAACGGCGAACGAUUUUGUUUAUGGACGAAAUUCAUCGAUUUAACAAGGCGCAACAGGAUCAGUUCCUUCCGCACGUUGAAUCGGGCACGAUUACACUGAUCGGAGCGACGACUGAAAACCCCUCAUUCAGUUUGAAUUCGGCGUUGCUCAGCCGGUGUCGGGUGAUCGUGCUUGAAAAGCACUCGGUCGAGAGCAUGAUGCGUAUUUUGGAGCGUGCCUUACCCCAAUACGGGGCCAUAAUGGUCAAGGACAAUAACAACGAGAACGACCAACUGCCUGAUUUAAGCCAUUUGUCUUUCGUGCCUCGGCUCAUACUAAAGGAAGAUAUCAUCCGCUGGCUGGCGGAGACCAGUGACGGUGACGCCCGAAUCGGGCUUAACGGCCUACAGCUGGCCCUGCGAUCGUUUCAGCUCGAUCUUGGAGUGUCGGAAGAGACGAGCCCACAAAUACUGUCCCUGGAGGAUGUCCGCGAUGGCAUCAAGAAAUCUCAUCUACUCUACGAUCGCAAUGGCGAUCAGCACUAUGACAUAAUCUCGGCCUUGCACAAAUCCAUCCGUGCUUCGGACGAUAACGCUGCCUUAUACUGGGCAACGCGCAUGAUCGCUUCCGGUGAAGACCCACGCUACAUUUGCCGUCGCAUGAUCCGGAUGGCAAGCGAAGACAUUGGCAUCGCUGAUACAAACGCCCUCCAGGUAGCUACCAGCACGCUGACUGCCGUGCAGUCGAUCGGGAUGCCGGAAGCGGACGUUAUCAUCGCGCACUGUGCUGUCUAUCUGGCACGGGCACCAAAAAGCCGGGAAGUGUACGAAGCGUAUAAACGCUGCCGUGCGUCCAUCGACCAGUGGAAAGGGCCGAUGCCAAGUGUUCCCAUGCACCUGCGGAACGCGCCCACUAAGCUGAUGAAGGAUCUCAAUUACGGGGCCGGGUACAACUUGCUGCACAAGAACGAAUCUGGCUUGACUUACUUGCCGAAAGAAUUGGAAGAGGAAAACUACUUCUCUGAUUGAGAAUGUUAACACAUUGUUGCCGAUGCACGAGGCUUUUCAUACAAAUGAAUUUAUUUUCUUUUUUGGCAUAGCCAUUAACAAACGCAAAUAUAUAUUUGACAUAAACUCUA